AACGAAGCCCUAAUUUUUGGUCCCGCUUCUCAAAUCUCGCGGUUUCGCUAUGUCGUCGACAUCGGCUACUGCAGCUUCUUCUUCAUCCUCAACGGCGUCGUCUCAAUUCACCUACACUACCGGCAUGUACUUUCCGACUCCGUUUCACCUACAACAGCCGCAAACCUAUGUGGCUGCUGCCGCUGCCGCUUCAAUUCUGCAAUUUCCUGCUCCUCCUCCUGCGGUUCCCCACGUUUAUCCUGCUCCCGCUACAGUCCCUACCGUGUACUCCCUCCCUCAGUAUCAACAGGCCCAGCAAUUAUUUCAGAGGGAUGCACAAACAAUAACACUUGAAGCGCUAGAGAGUGUGAAAGCUGCGCUUGCAAGUAGUGAGAUUGAGCACAAGGCCGAGACUAAGAAGAAAGCAGUACCUCGUAAGGCAGCAGGGCAGGCAUGGGAGGAUCCUACACUUGCAGAUUGGCCAGAGAAUGAUUCUCGUUUAUUCUGUGGUGAUCUUGGUAAUGAGGUGAAUGAUGAUGUUCUAUCCAAAGCAUUUUCAAGAUUUCCAUCUUUUAACAUGGCCAGGGUGAGUUAUUUGAACUCGUCCACUUUUUAUAUGUCUCAACCUUCUCUUGUUCGAAUUAUCGAAACUUUAAUUUGUCUCCUUGUCGUGGUUGCCUUUGGUGAGGUUCUGACCUGAUUUUGCAUGAUCCCUUAAUCUGAUUUCGAAGAAGUGCUUUGAUCUGAUGUACGAGUUUAAAACUUUGAACUUGGACAACAUCUAUGGUUAUGUUUGUGUGAAAUAAGAUUAAAUUUUGCUAGCAUAUGAUUCUUUAGCUUAAGGGAUGCUUGGUAUCGAACACUGUUCUGGCUGAUCAUACUGGUGCUUCUACCAUCAUUUUUAUAAAAGAGAGAAAUUUAAGAAUCUCUCAUGCCUCUGAGCUCUUGAAUCUGUGCACUUUUGUGUCUGCAUCCACACUCGUCCCUUUUGUCGUGACAAAUGCCCCUUGUAGUUAGUCAAACAUAAUAUAUAUUAUCUGAUGUUUAAAGGAGAAUGAUUAAUCUGCUUAGUCAUACUGUCUUUUGUUCAGUGCAUUACUUGACAGUGUUGGUACUGUGAUCACUACUGUAUGUAAUGUUGCCUGGACGACGAGCUUUAGUUUCAGCUUGUUGACAAUGUUGGCUGUUCAGGCACCAGUUAGUGAUUGGGAGUACAAUGCUACGCUCCCCAAAACUGCUUCAAUGAUUGAUUUGGCUUCAAAAAUAAUGAUGACUUGUUUAGCACUGACUUAAGUGAGGACCAGCUGAGGCAGAGACUUGGACACAUGUCCCACA
This is a messenger RNA of Coffea arabica (coffee), 1314 nucleotides long. RefSeq lists its product as uncharacterized. Lineage: Eukaryota; Viridiplantae; Streptophyta; Magnoliopsida; Gentianales; Rubiaceae. The record is from RefSeq and is a predicted model, not a curated record. Gene Ontology annotation, molecular function: mRNA binding.